CUGCCGUCUGACAGGGGUAUUACACGGGUGCCGUCUUCAUGUAUUUAUCAGGCUCGGCGUCCAUUAGAUGAAGAAAUAACCGUCGCGGCUUGCCAUACAAAACAGCGGAGGAAAUCCUGCUACCAAUUUGUGAUGCAGAAAAUUAUAAUAUUUCGGGAUCGGAGGACGAAAACGAUGUGGAUGACGCUUACAACGACGAUACAGAAAAAUACGACGAAGAGCAGUCUGGAAGUGGUGAUGAUGAUGAUGCUCCGGGGCCCAGCGUUCAUCCGCCACGUGCGCUGUGGAAAAAAAGCCACAUCCCCACUUGAAAAUAAUCUGCCAGACUUUGAAGGUUCACUACCGCCUUAUCCUCCCAGGGAGCGUUCGGUGGUGCGAUAUGGAGGCUUUGUUGCGGUGUCUUUUGGAGCAUUUGGAGGAUGAUAAGAUCGGCGGGUGAUCUUUCCAGUUCAUCGAGUUGACUUCUUCUCACUUCGUUUGCGAUAUCCUCGAGGGAGUUCAUCUGAGCGGCGCUUCUUAAAUCCUGCUAAAGCGAUGUCCGUCACGGCCAUGUUGAACAACGUGGGGGAGAUAACGGUGCCCGGGGCUACUCCAAUCGCAUUAUUUGAGAUCGGUCCAUUGGUGCUGCCCAUGUGAACGCUGUGCGUGAUGAAGGAGGGCGUCACGUACGCCUGCAAGAUCGUGUCCAAGGAGCUGACGUCGUCCAUCUACCAGACCAAAUUCCUGCCUCGGGAGCUGAAGAUCCUGGGCUCGACGAGGCAUCCGCACAUUGCCCGCAUCUACACCAUCAUCGAGGAGCCCAAAAAGGUCUUCAUCAUCAUGGAGCUGGCUGGCGGAGGCGACCUACUCGAGAAGAUACAGAGGGUGCGGCGGCUGGACGAGAGGACGACGCACGUCUACUUCAUGCAGCUGGCCAGCGCUUUGGCGUACCUGCACAAGAACGACAUCGCCCACCGGGACCUCAAGUGCGAGAACGUGCUGCUCACCACCCUCGACGUGGUCAAGCUCACAGACUUCAGCUUCAGCCGAUACUGCACGAGCGCGGCGACCAAGAAAAAAGAGCUGAGCGCCACGUUCUGCGGCAGCGAGGCGUACGCGGCGCCCGAGAUCCUGCAAGGUAUCCGCUACCUGCCCAAGCGGGAGGACAUGUGGAGCCUGGGCGUCAUCCUCUACGUCAUGGUUACGGGAGACCUGCCCUUCGAGAGCGGCAACCUGCCCAGACAGCUCAGGCUCCAGAUGACGCGCGUCGUUCGCUUCCCCAAGGUGCUUCCGUUGAGCAACGAGCUAAAAAACCUCAUCCGCUGCAUGCUCGAACCUGUGAUCGGGCUACGGGCGAGCAUGGGACGAGUGAUCCGUCAUCCAUGGAUAAGGCGGUAUCCGAGCCCAUUCAAGGAGCUCAGCCGGAAGAUCUACCAGGAAGGGUCGAGGAGGCCGGGUACUCCUGUGGCCCCGGUCGCGGUCCCGCCGCAGGACCCUGCCGUUCCUCCCCCGCCUCGGCUCCCGGCUGGGCCCGGCGAAUCCUCCCGUGGCGGAGGAGCCGCUCGUCUCUCCGACAGUGCUUCGAGAACGGCGUCCGAUCUGGAAUCUCUGGGCGUGAGGAAGGAUGGCAGUGGCGCCGAAGAGCAGCGCAGCGGAGGCAGCAGCGGUUCUCAGGACGGCUCCCGCGAGACGAGCGGCCUGCGCGAACUGAAGCGGCAACAGGCAGUGGAAUCGCUGGCCAUCGGAGACGACGCGGCGACGUCCAACCAGGACCGGACCAGACGACCUAGCGAUGACUUCGCCAGCGGCAAGCAGAGCAUAGAGGGCAGUACUGGCAGCGACGCCAGUGCCGCGGCCACCGACGGUUGACGGAAAUGAAGAGGUGUCACGUGUCAUCUGGGGCGCGGUUACAUAAAAGACAAGGCAAGCCCGUUUCUCUCUCGUACGUCAUCACUAUAGAGUGCCCGUAGCUCUCAAGUUUUGAGCAGCGCUCCAGGCGAGCGCAAUAGAAUAUUUGGCUCGCGUUUCGAAC
Messenger RNA from Ixodes scapularis (black-legged tick), 2011 nucleotides. Its product is annotated as testis-specific serine/threonine-protein kinase 6. The record is from RefSeq and is a predicted model, not a curated record. Bases 649 to 1848 code for a protein of 399 amino acids. Lineage: Eukaryota; Metazoa; Arthropoda; Arachnida; Ixodida; Ixodidae. Gene Ontology annotation, biological process: protein phosphorylation; intracellular signal transduction; microtubule cytoskeleton organization. The transcript is spliced from 10 exons. Gene Ontology annotation, cellular component: cytoplasm. Gene Ontology annotation, molecular function: tau-protein kinase activity; ATP binding; protein serine/threonine kinase activity.